CACUCCGGCGAUUUGCUACCUGUUUCAGAUAGACGCACGAGUGCGCUUUACCUCUCCAGGCACAGCCAAAUGGACCCGGCGGACUUGACGUGAUUAUAUGUAAAAGGAACCUAAAGAAACUAGCAAUGUCUUACAGUUGCAUUAUGCGCUGCCGCAGGUUAUUACUUGUGUGUUUGUUGAGGAGGUAACAGAGGAGGUAUUGCAUGCCAACAUGGAUUGCCUUUUUCUUUUGCUAUGGACUUUGCCUAUCCCACUUGUCAGCUGCACAUCAGUGAAGAUUUUAUCCACUCUGUGGUUCUGGAACACAUUGAAGACGCUGCAUAUCUACUGCUCACAUUCCAUUUACUCUGUUUCGUCCACUUUUGCCAGUGACACCAGUGGACUGAAUCACGAUUACGUGUUUGUGACGCCAAUUGAGGUGGAUGCUCAGGGUGGGUAUGUGACCCACGAUAUGCUGCGGCGAGGCCGGAAUAAGAGGUCCCUGCCAUCCAUGAGGGGCCCUGUACACUACAGUCUAUCUGCCUUCGGGUGGGACAUGCACCUGGACUUACAGCCUUCCAUGGUAGUGGCAGAGGGCUUCACAGUACAGGUACUGGGGACAGAGGGCAUCACCACAUUGGCACAGGAGCCAGCCCAUCAGGACUGCUUGUAUCAGGGAUUUAUACACAACUUCACAGCUUCCUCUGCAGCCAUAUCUACAUGUUCUGGCUUGUCAGGUCUGAUCCGGAUGUCUGAUGAGGAGUACUUCAUCGCUCCCUUGCCCCAGCACCUAGCUGCAGAGCACAACUACAGCUCCCCGAGUGGACACCACCCACACGUGGUCUACAAACGCUCGGCUGAACACAAAGUCCAUGGUGGCCAGGGAUCAAUCCACAGCUCGCAACCUGACAACCCAUAUCUGCAGCACCAUCAUCAGCAUCACCACGACGACCAGCACGGGAAGCUGCAGAGACAACACUUCUGUGGACGCCGCAAGCAAUACACUCCCAAGCCCCCUGCUGAGGAUCGUCUCGUCAUGCCUGAUGAGUUUGAGCUCCCAGGCAGGGCGAAGCGAUCACCCAUCACAUCUAACAAGGUGGGGGGCCUGAAUGUGGAAACGCUGGUGGUGGCAGACAGGAAGAUGCUGGAGAAACACGGCAGAGAGAACGUCACCACCUAUGUCCUCACUGUUAUGAACAUGGUUUCCAGCCUUUUCAAAGACGGCACCAUCGGAACUGAUAUCAACAUUGUGGUGGUCAGCCUGCUUCUUCUAGAGCAAGAUCCACUCGGCCUGUCCAUCAACCACCACGCUGACCAGUCUCUCAACAGUUUCUGCCAGUGGCAGUCGGGCCUGAUCGGGAAGCGCCACGACCAUGCUGUGCUCCUCACCGGCCUGGACAUCUGCUCUUGGAAGAAUGAGCCAUGUGACACCCUGGGUUUUGCUCCUAUAAGUGGAAUGUGUAGUAAAUACCGGAGCUGUACGAUUAAUGAAGACACAGGACUGGGGUUAGCUUUCACCAUCGCUCAUGAAUCAGGCCACAAUUUUGGGAUGAUCCAUGAUGGAGAGGGGAAUCCUUGUCGGAAAGCAGAAGGAAACAUCAUGUCUCCAACCCUGGCAGGAAACAACGGGGUCUUCUCCUGGUCUGCCUGCAGUCGCCAAUACCUCAGCCACUUCCUUGGAACAGCUCAAGCGUCGUGUCUGGUGGAUGAGCCCAGGCAGAUUGGGCAGUAUAAAUACCCAGAGAAGCUCCCAGGCCAGCUUUAUGAUGCUGACACACAGUGCAAGUGGCAGUUUGGCUCCAAGGCUAAACUGUGCAACCUGGACUUUGUCAAGGACAUCUGUAAGUCACUGUGGUGCCACAGGACAGGUCACCGGUGUGAGACCAAGUUCAUGCCAGCCGCCGAGGGCACCAGCUGUGGGACUGACCUGUGGUGUCGGCGAGGCCAGUGUGUGAAGUAUGGUGACCACGGUCCGAGAGCUGUCAACGGUCAGUGGUCAGGGUGGUUUGAGUGGUCGGACUGUUCCAGGCCCUGUGGGGGAGGGGUUAUGUACAGGGAGCGAUCCUGCACCAGCCCCAGGCCACAACACAAUGGGAAGUUUUGCCAGGGCUCCGCUCGUCUCAACCAGCUCUGUAACACAAAGCCGUGCCAGCCAAGCGGAGUGGACUUCCGUGCCCAGCAGUGUGCUGAGUACAACAGCAAACCCUUCAGGGGCUGGUACUACAAAUGGAAGCCCUACACCAAGGUGGAAGCUGAGGAUAUCUGCAAGCUGUACUGCAUCGCUGAGGACUUUGCCUUCUUCUUUGCCAUGGCCAGCCAAGUCAAGGACGGGACAUCCUGCUCAGACCACAGAGGUGACGUGUGCAUCGAAGGAGCCUGUGAGCCGGUGGGUUGUGACCAGGUCCUGGGCUCUAAGGCAACUCUGGAUGCCUGUGGAGUUUGUAGAGGGGACAACUCCACCUGCAAGUUCUUCAAAGGCCAGUACGUCGUCCAGCACAGAGCUAACGAAUACUACGCCAUGGUGACCAUCCCACCUGGAGCACGGAGCAUCCAUGUUCAGGAGAUGGAGGUCUCCACCAGCUACCUGGCUGUACGCACCCUGAAGAGGAAGUACUAUCUGACAGGGGACUGGACUGUGGACUGGCCUGGAAAGUUCCAGUUCGGUGGGACGGUGUUUGACUAUCAGCGCUCUUUCAACCGCCCAGAGAGCCUGUACGCGGCCGGACCCACUAAUGAGACCCUGGUCUUUGAAAUCCUGCUGCAGGGUAAGAACCCGGGUGUGGUGUGGGAGUACACCUUGCCUCGCAGUGAGAGGAAACCCAACUACACAUGGGGAGUGGUUCGCUCCGACUGCUCUGCUCUGUGUGCUGGAGGUCAGAUCUCAACAAAGGCCAUCUGUUUUCAAGAUCAGCGGACCCAAGUCAACUCGACACAGUGCAACCCUCAGACCAGACCAGUGCUCAGCUCUCACCUGUGCAACACACAGCCCUGCCCAGCCUACUGGACGACAGGGAACUGGGGGCCCUGCAGUCAGUCCUGUGGGGGCGGCCAACAGACACGUCACAUCCAGUGCUUGCGUAAGGUGACGUACCAGCGAGAGGAGGUGGUGGCUCACUCCCUGUGCCCCGUCCUCGCCCCGGCCCAGGUGCUGCCUUGCCACGCCAACGCUUGCCCACCUGAGUGGAGCUCGGGGGUCUGGUCACAGUGUUCCAAGUCGUGUGGGCGUGGGAUGAGGAAGCGCGGCGUGUUCUGCAGGAGCACUGACCCCGGAGCAAAGGCCGUGGUUGUGCCGGACAGUAUGUGUAAGCCACACCUCAAACCCAAGGCCCAAGAGACCUGCGUUCUGCGCCGCUGCCCCAAGAAUGACCGGCUGCAGUGGUUCACAACACCCUGGGGCGAGUGCUCCACAUCCUGUGGCCCAGGUGUCAGAAGGAGAGAGCUACGUUGUGGGGAGAGGGAUUCACAGGGGGACUACACAGACUUCCCUAUGAGAAGGUGCAGGAACCUUCCCAAACCCUCUGGGGAUCUCCAGCAGACCUGCAGCAGGGGGCCGUGCCCAGAGCCUCGACUUGUCGCCCCAGGAAGGACAGCCAGUGCAGUGGUCCUGGGCUGGUACUCUUCUCCUUGGCAGCAGUGUUCUGUAUCCUGUGGGGGAGGGGUACAGUCCCGUUCUAUCCAGUGUCUGAGACAGGGACGUCCUGCAGCUGGAUGCCUGAACCACCAGAGACCCGUAACAUCCCGGGCCUGCAACACACACUUCUGUCCUGCUCCUCCUGCCCACCAGUCCUGUGUCGACUUCUUCAGCUGGUGUCACCUGGUUCCUCAGCACAGUGUGUGCAAUCACAAGUUCUACGGACAGCAGUGCUGCAAGUCCUGCAAUGGCAAAAAAGCUAUAAGAUUGGAGGACUCCUUAUUCCCAUGAGCCUCUAGCUGCAAAUUGGAGGGAAAUGGCAUAAUAUGCGCUACAACUCUAAAGGACACUGAGGUUCAAAAAUACAUUUUGGGUCAUAAUGCAUGAGAGAACUGAGGCACAGUCUUUGUUCCUGGAGUACUUGACUAACAGUGAUUAGCGAAAUAAAAGAGAAUCACCUCCAUGUUUGUGGACACGUUGUGCUAACGAUGGCAAUGCGGGCAGAGACAUUCAUGCUAAAGCAGCGUCUUCUCAUAACUGGAAAUACAGUGCAACAAAUGAUUGCAGGACACUCUCUGUGUAAAUGCAUGUGUUGUACGCCCAGACGUUGUCAACAUCAAAAGAGCUCUAAAAACAUCUGCAUUUUUAGCUCACUGAUGUUUUUUUUUUAAUAUUUAAAGGCGUCUGGUUUCCGAUGACAUUUUAAGUUAUUAUGGCCCACAUGUUACUUAGCAUUUGUCAGGUGCACCAUGGGUUUAGUGUGCAGCAUGUGCACCAUGAUUCCAGCUCUUUUACAUGUAGAGGUAUGCCUACCGCGAAAGCUCAGCAGAUUCAAUCGUUAGACUGUACAUUGUACAUGUAAAACUUUCAAACUUGAUCACAACUCUCACAUGCACUUGUCAGGCCUGGUCCCUCUUAUCUGUCAUGGUUCAUAAUUGGUGCUUUACUGUGUAACGAGAUGCAGCACUUACAGUACAUGUGUACAUUCCAGACAUCUUCAUGUCGUGAAUACAUGCCUAUCUGUGUAUGAGAAAGUAGUGUUUGCUUACCCGUAUUGUAAUGUAUCCUCCAAGUGUCUUGUGAAAAUAUUGGUGCAAAGCUGACAGCUGCCGGGAUACCGUAGGUUCUUUCCCCCAUCCAUCAUAAUGAUAAGUAAACAUCCUCUGUAUAUUGGGCCAGCAGCACUGAACCUAGGUCCCUUCACACCGGGUAGAUAUGAUGCCAAAUCAUUAACUAGCGCUGGGUAGAGCCACAGAGGAUCCUCCAGACUUCCACCACUCAUUAAUGAAAAUCAAUGUCUGCAGGCUAGUAAAGGGAGCUGUGGAUGGGGCCGGGUCAGAGAAGAUGCUUUAUUUCCUCUGCCUGGCCAGGUGGGAGAUGUGGAGAGAAGUGGUGGGCGAGAGUU
Oncorhynchus masou masou (cherry salmon) is the source of this 5015-nucleotide messenger RNA. RefSeq names its product A disintegrin and metalloproteinase with thrombospondin motifs 18-like. The record is from RefSeq and is a predicted model, not a curated record. Gene Ontology annotation, molecular function: metalloendopeptidase activity. The transcript is spliced from 23 exons. Gene Ontology annotation, biological process: extracellular matrix organization; proteolysis. Lineage: Eukaryota; Metazoa; Chordata; Actinopteri; Salmoniformes; Salmonidae. The coding region runs from base 212 to 3901 and encodes 1229 amino acids. Gene Ontology annotation, cellular component: extracellular matrix.